Messenger RNA from Schistosoma rodhaini, 1177 nucleotides. Lineage: Eukaryota; Metazoa; Platyhelminthes; Trematoda; Strigeidida; Schistosomatidae. The record is from the annotation of a GenBank genome assembly.
AGUUCAUAUCUAAUCCUUGUCAACUUCAAUAUGGUAUAUUAUUCUGGAUUAUUGGAUAUAUAAUUAUUAUAUUAUUGGGAUUAUUUAUAUUGAAUCAAUUUCAUAUCAUUGAACAUCAUUGUCAUACAUUAUACAAAAGGAUAGAAAAGAAAACUUAUGUAUACAAUAAUGCAUCUGAUAUACCAUUUACAUUUAUUGGAGGUCAUACAAAUACAGGUAGACAAGUUUUAUUCACCAUGGUAUUAUAAUAAUAAUUACAGAACUCACAUCAGUUUACAGGUACUGAACUGCUGGGAAUCAUUCUAGAUACUCAUUCAAUGAUUAGUUGCAGACCUAAACUAAUUAUAACAAAAUUCUUAUUGAGAUACAGAAGGAACCGACUACGGUCAAUGGACAGAUUAGUAGAAUCUGGUAUCACUGCAAAUGUGUUGAACGAUGCUGCGGCUGCAUUUAUUACAACGCUAAUUAAAGAAAUGGGUCCAAGAGCACCUAGACUAUGCCACAGAGAUACAGAAUCAUUUGAUUAUCUUGAAGAUUUAAAUAUCUUAUUUCCAAAAGGAAAGUUUAUUCACAUAGUACGAGAUGGAAGAGCCACUGUUGCUUCAAAAAUAGCUAGAUAUAUCAAUUCUAAUUAUACAUCUGAAAAUAUUACGGAUGCAAUUUUAACUUGGGAUGAAGAUACAACACAAAUAUUAGAAGAUUGUGAAUAUAUUGGUAGUGAAAAAUGUUUAACUUUACGUUAUGAAUGUUUAGUACUGAAUCCACUUAGAGAAAUCCAAAAAGUUUUACAAUUUCUCUCAUUGCCAUGGGAUGAAAAACUACUUAAAUAUGGAACUGACUUCAGUCGAACAGACCAGUUAAUUCACAGAAGUUCUCUAGAUUCAUGGUCAAAGGAAGAUUCACUUCUAUCAGAAGAAUAUAUCACGUUCAUGAAUGAAAAUAGUAUAGCAUUAAAACAGUUGGGUUAUCUCACCGAUGAAAUCCCACCGAAUUAUGCAACAAUUUGCAAUAACUAAACUAUUCUCAGUCAAACACACAGUCAGUAUCAAAUUGAAAUAUGAUGUCUUGAAUUUGUAACUAUAGGAAUGUAUCUGUAUUGAUUAGUGUGUGUGUAUGUGAGCACUAUGUUUAUGUAGAAACUGUAUUUUUGUACACAUUGAAAUAAUAAAUAUGUGAU